AUCGACAAUGAAUAUAAAACCCCAAGCGUUCGACCAACCAGGGUCUUAAGUUUGCAACAGCAAAGGGACUCUGCAGAACCGAACGCCACCAUGACUGUAGCGCUGACAAUUCUACUGAGUCUUGGGGUUGGAACCAUCGCUGUGUUUAGACCGGAUUGUCGGAUGACAAAACUUCCUGGGUUAUUUUUGAAUGGCGAUUCAUAUGAUCUUUUUUUGAAUGGGAAUGAGCGCAAGUGCAGGAUGGAAUGCGAAAAGGACGCCAGAUGCCGCGCCAUGACCUACCAUGCAAUUUGGACGGCAUGCUGGCUAUAUUCUGAUGUGAAGGACACAGGUCACAGUCACAUGGGCAGCUUUGUCUCUUAUCAGAGGCCACAAGAUUGUGAAGGUCCUGGUACAGUCCUUUACGGAAAAAACGUAUUGCACAGUGAAGCACUGAAGAACAAACUACAGGAGAUUGCGAAUUACAUGGGGGCCUAUGUCUUUGUACAUAGCGGGCUACGCGAAGGAAAAGAUAAGUAUCACGCCAUUGGCCAAGCCGCUGACAUUACAAUAAGCGACGUCAAUUCGAGAACCGCGUGGGAACGUCUCAAAAGCAGUGAUAUCUUCACUGGAGACUAUUACGUCGUGUAUCACGCCCCAGGGCGGAGGUCUUGCUCUACGGGCACACAUUUACACAUUGCCCGUUAUGAAAAGGAAGGGAGCACGGGCAGACCCACGUGCUGGGUUCUCGAGGGCACGACCUCUGCUAACACCUGCCUAACGUUAAAUCAUAUAAAGUGUUUGUAAGCACCAUGUAGCGAUGAAACCACUCGUACAUUUUAUAAAUGCAAUGAUAUUUUUCGGAAUGAGCCAUGUAUCUCAUUUGUAUAGAAAUUCAACGCUACAAAUAAAGCAUUGCACACGCGUCA
This is a messenger RNA of Lingula anatina, 908 nucleotides long. RefSeq lists its product as uncharacterized. The record is from RefSeq and is a predicted model, not a curated record. Lineage: Eukaryota; Metazoa; Brachiopoda; Lingulata; Lingulida; Lingulidae.